CUAGCUCCUUCUGCACAAUGACACCAUAUUAGGACACAAUUCUCUGACAAUAUCUUUAUUAUUAGUUCCUCUUUCACUUCAUCAAAAAUAACGUCUUGUUCGUGUGGCUGCACAUUUAUCAUCAUCAUCACCUGUUCAGUGCACAACAGUCAGCAAGUUUGCAGCAUGGCACAAUUCAGCUCCACCACGGUUACUUCUAACAUCUCCUCUUCUGGGGAUUCACCUCAUCCUUCCUUGGACUCCAGGGGUGUGGUUCCUGCAGUAGUGAUGUCCAUCUGCUUCCUGCUGGGAUUUCCUGGAAACAUUGCUGUGAUCAUUCUCAAGCCAAACUGGGAGAACAUUUCCAGUUUGAGUCAAAGUUUGAUGCUGAGUCUGGCUGUGUCAGACCUGCUCUGCUUGGUUACCCUUCCACUGUGGAUUUACUCAUUCCUCUAUGGGUGGACCUUUAGGCUGGUGGGCUGCAAAAUCAUAACAUAUUUUGUGUAUUGCAGUCUUUAUGCCAGUCUGCUGACUUUAACUGUGCUGAGCAUCCAGCGUUACCUUCAGGUGGUGCACCUUGAGAGGAGUUUACCUCAGGUAGGAGCAAAUAAGCUGCUGGUUCUGCUCUGGCUGGCUGCAAUGAUCCUGUCCACUCCUGAGUUAGUAUUUCGACAGCUGGUAGAACAGCAACACUGGACAAAAUGCAAAAAUAAACACUCUUCUGAUGGUCAGAGGAUGGCUAGUGUGUUGACAGAGACUCUUGUAGGAUCUGUGUCCCUUUCUGUCAUUGUUUUUUCAUACAUUAGUCUCUACAGAAAGGUGAAUCGGGCAGCCUUUUUCAACAAUCCACAGACCACCAGACUGAUUACCAGCAUCAUUAUGACCUUUGUUGCCCUGUGGGUCCCAUAUCUUGUCAUUAAUGUGCUUAGUUUGGUAGCUAUUUCCCUAAAAAUUGAGGGCCUGCUGAAGUUUUGUGAAGACAGCUGGAACACUGUUGCAGCACUAACAUUUCUAAACAGUACCAUGAAUCCACUCCUGUAUGCCUUUACUUCAAUUCGUUUGUCCACUUUGUGCCAGGAAAUUGCUGAAUAUUUCCAACAGAAAGUCAGAGCUCGUCAAACUCUGUCAAUGACAACAGAUAUAACUGUGGGAGCAACAUCUCAAUGUGAGCUUUGAGAACUUAUUGUUUUUCUGCUGACACAGAAAAUAGUAUUUUAAGUCUAAAGAUUUCCUUACAGCUGGCUGGUUGUGAUUUAAUGAUUAAUUCUGAGGUUAAUCUAAAAAAGGUACAUUAAACUGUUUUUUUAAGCACAUUAAUUGGGUCUCAUCAGUUGUGAUCACUUUCAUGAUCAUACUUUAUUGGGCAACUUUCACAUUAACUGUAAGCCAGAGAUCAUGUUUCAUCAGUUUUAACAAACAGAAAGCAACUGAGAGUAAAUACAGUAGGUAAAUGUAACCCAAAUAAAGUCCUUCCAUAACCAAAUAGGUUAGCUUUGCCUGAUCUUACCAACCAAUGGUGAAACGCAGCCCUCUGAGGCAACUAGGUAACUGACUUCUUCCCUCAAAUAUUUAUAUCUAUGAGAGUGACAGCUGAUACCACCAUACAUUUUUUGUUUAGAUGGUUGUGGGGGCGCUCGUAUACAUACAUGCAUGUGUGUGUGUGUUAUAUACACACAAGGCUGGACUGAAAGACAGCACGGAGGCACUAAUCAUGGCAGCACAGGAACAAGCUCUGAGCACAAGAUCCAUAGAGGCUGGGGUAGAGGCCAUAGAGGCAAGACCCCAGGUGCAUGCUGUGUAUGCCCCUGAGAGAAUCCAGCACAUAACAGCAUGGUGCAAUAUGCUAGCAGACAAGGCAUUCAUGGAACGCCAUAACCAAGCGGCCAGCAUAGUGUACGGGGACAUCUGUGCCGAGUAUAACCUGGAAGUCCUGGACCUGGAGGUCAAAAUGGGAGAUGCCCCCAAGGGUGGUGGAGAAUGAUAGCUAA
Molecule: messenger RNA, 1967 nt
Organism: Haplochromis burtoni (Burton's mouthbrooder)
Lineage: Eukaryota; Metazoa; Chordata; Actinopteri; Cichliformes; Cichlidae
Product: leukotriene B4 receptor 1-like
Exons: 1
Coding region: 166-1155 (329 amino acids)
Biological process (GO): immune response; G protein-coupled receptor signaling pathway
Cellular component (GO): membrane
Molecular function (GO): G protein-coupled receptor activity
Source: RefSeq, a predicted model, not a curated record